GUCUUCACUGAUCUGAUGGACUCUGUUGAGAGGAACAAGAAGAAUUUUGUGAAGGAGAUCGAAGACAAACAGAAAACGACAGAGCAACAGGCUGAAGACUUCAUCAAACAUCUGGAACAGGAGAUCUCUGAGCUGAUGGAGAGGAGCUCUGAGGUGAAGCAGCUCUCACGCUCUGAAGACCACCUCCACCUCCUCCAGAGCUUCAGGUCCCUGAAAGCUGCCCCACCCACCAAGAACUGGACCGAGGUCAGAGUCCAUCCUCCAUCAUAUGAGGUGACUGUGGUGAGAGCUGUGGCUCAGCUGGAGCAGAACCUCAGGGAGAAGAUGAAGAAGCUGUUUGAGGCUGAGCUGAAGAGGGCCCAGAAGUCUGAAGUGGAUCUGACUCUGGAUCCUAAAACUGCAAACCCUGGCCUCAUCCUGUCUGUUGAUGGAAAACAAGUUCACCGUGGUGAUGUGAGGAAGAAGCUUCCAGACAACCCAAAGAGAUUUUCUCAGUAUGCUUCUGUUUUAGGGGCUCAGAGUUUCUCUUCAGGCAGAUUUUACUUUGAGGUUCAGGUUAAAGGAAAAACUGGAUGGAUUUUAGGAGUGGCCAGAGAGUCCAUCAACAGGAAGGGACUCAUCACAGUGAGUCCUAAAUAUGGCCUCUGGACAUUUGGGUUGAUAAAUGUAAAUGAGUACGCAGCGGCUGCUGAGCCUUUAGUUCGUCUGAGUCUCCAGCCUGGUCCUGAGAAAGUGGGGGUGUUUGUGGAUUAUGAGGAGGGUCUGGUCUCCUUUUAUGAUGUUGAUGCUGCAGCUCUGAUCUACUCCUUUACUGGCUGCUGUUUCUCUCAACAACUCCACCCGUUCUUCUGUCUUAAUAAUAGAGGUACAAACUCAGCUCCUCUAAUCAUCUCUCCUGUCAGUCAAUCAGCCUGA
This is a messenger RNA of Nematolebias whitei (Rio pearlfish), 915 nucleotides long. Its product is annotated as E3 ubiquitin-protein ligase TRIM21-like. Gene Ontology annotation, molecular function: protein binding. The annotation marks the transcript as partial. The record is from RefSeq and is a predicted model, not a curated record. Lineage: Eukaryota; Metazoa; Chordata; Actinopteri; Cyprinodontiformes; Rivulidae. The transcript has a single exon.